UCGCCGUGCGCGUGCACAACAGAGUUAGAGCCACCGGCUUAUCGUACGGAUCGCGCCGAGAAUGAAAUUCUUUCUUUGCCCGGUAGAAUACAGCAGCAGCGGCAGUGUCUCUUUGUAUAGCAAUCUCGACAAUAAAAGAAAACGGCUGGAACGUUUAUGGCCGAACGGCAGUAGUACCAGUGGCUGCAUCGCCUGAGCGGAUAUUUCACCGAGGCAUUUUCCACGUCUACUUUUGCACAACGUUGCGAAAGACCGUGGCGGAAGAACGCGUUCUCCGAGUCCCGCGAAUUUUCAUCGCGCCGCGGCCGAUCGUCCGUAAACCGGUGCGAACGAACCUCAUAGACACAGAAAAUUUCGGAUAAAAUACGCGGGACGCGCCUUUCGCGUAUCGGUUAGUUUGUAGCGCGAGAUUCGAACUCGCGCCGAAGUGUGUUCCACAGUGGAUACUAUUUCUCUUUUGGGUUACAACACGAAGUGGCCGACAGGCGCAAUGCCGGUGCCCGUUUGGGAUUGCUCUGACCUGGGCCUGUUAGACGAGCCCCUGGACACCGCGACGGUGGUGUCCGACGACAUAUGGAAAAAGUUCGACCUGGACUUCCCGCUGGAUCGCGCGGACGUGUAUCACGAGCGGAUCAUCGACGACGGUGUUGUGCCAGAACUGCUGUACGGCAAGAUGACCUGUCUGGCGUCUCGCGAGAUACGUCAUCACGAUUGCAUGUGGGCAGGACUGUGCAUCAGCAAAGAACACAAUAGGACGUUACCCGCGAAGAAGGACUCGCAGAUACAGAAGAGAGUGCCAGCGGGACGAAGUCUGUUGAUAUCGCGGGCAAACGCCGCGCAAUCGGCGACAUCGUUAUCGGGGAACCAGCAACAGGCCCAGCAACAGUGCCGCGCGAAAAAUCUGGAGAGCGACGGCGAUUCCACCAGGCCGGAAACACCACAAAGUUCAGCAUCCGACACAGAGACGGAGGACGAGGGGCCUUUCUUUAGGCACGAUCAAAUCAACAUACACGAGAAACUAUCCGAGUGUAUGUCAGAGGCGGUAACCAAGGCUGUGCCAGUGAGCGAGGUCACCGGUCAACUGGUCAGGUUCCACGACAGGAGGAAAGAGGACGACAAAGGUCAGUGUCAAGUGCAUAAGGAAACCAGUAUCAGGAACACCCUCAGCGAUCACUGUUAUCACCUCAAUCAACCCAUUGGCAAGAACCUGGAACACCUCGGCGUACAGACACCCUCUGAUUCCGAGGAGGAGGAGAUAGACGUGGUGACGUUCGAGAAACCUUGCAGACCAGCGGCCUUACCGACGUACCCGAGCCCCGCUGACCAACAGCACUUCCAAUUGACGGUGAACACCGCGUUCAAAGACAAAAAUCCGGCACCGAGGCCACGUGGCAGGCCGCCGUCGAAUCCUGCGCGAAAGAGGACCGCGCAGCCCGAUCACAAGCCCGCGAAACGCGCGCGUCAUAGGACCACGUACCAGAGGAGAAACAAGGUAGGACGAUGUAUGACAGUGUCGUCGCCGCCCUCCAUCAAGAUGACAGUGUCGUCGCCGCCCUCCAUCAAGAUGACAGUGCAGACCGCCUCGAGAAGCUCGUCCGACGACGAGCUGGACACCGAGAAGAGAAGCUUGCACAACAAUAUGGAACGACAGAGGCGGAUAGAGCUGCGGAACGCGUUCGAGGAGCUGCGCGUUCUCGUUCCGGCGGUCGAGUCGAAGGAGAAGGCACCGAAAGUCGCGAUACUCAGGCAGGCAGCCGUGUACUGUGAUAUGUUGACCGAGAUCGGUCAGAUCACGGUGGCCAAGGUGACGGAGCUCAGAAGGCGGCAGGAGAAGCUCAGAGCCAGGCUCAGCCAGCUGCGGAGGAGUCUCGCCAUGACGCGUUGAGGAGAGACUCUGGGAAUCGUAUCAGAUUCAGCCGAACUGGCCAGCUUGGUACGUUCGAGUCGAAUUGUACGCGGAUCGGCAACAAUCUCGCUCUCGACGUUCGCGGUUCCAUCGCCUUUCAACGAGAUUGCGCUCGGUCACGGCGUAAGGGAUGAUUUUCAAGCACCCAGGUACGGCCUGGCCGGACGGAAGAGGAACGCCUGGGUUCAUGGUUUUCUACGAUCCAUGGUUCGAUCGGGAUCGCGAAACGUCGGACAGGGGCGAAGCAAUCUUUCGAUCGGUUCCAGCGAGAGACCGCGGAGAUCGGAAUUUCGUUUACCCGAUGGAAAGCAAGGCUCGAAACGUCGACACACACCGAACAGAAUGUAAAGAAUUGGUGCCAAAUAUUAGGGGAGAUCGAGGCGACGAGAUGACUUUGGGGACGAUCUAGAAUUUGGUCGAAAGCGUUGGAAUCGACCGGUUUUCCGUUUUUCCUUUUUUGCAGAACCCGCGGAGAAAAGGAACUGCGAACUUCGGAUCGCGUUCGAUAAAGUCACAUUUUUAUUAUUGGCGUUUCAUCGCGCGGAUUAUCGACUGGGACCGGUUCCGAGAAACUUGAGAAUGCGGUGAAUGUUCGAAGAAAAAUAUGUUACAAGGAAAUUGAACGAUAUUCGAUAUAUAGACGAAUGUGAAGAUUAUUUUUUCAGCGCGUCGGACGUUUCCCUUUUGUUUUCUACUCAUUUUAAGUAAAAGACUUGCAUUUGAAUGUCGAGACUAAUCCGACGAAAGUCGAAAAGACGAUGGAUCGUUCGAGAUCUCUCAUCCCUCUUGGAUUUCGUCGGCAAAGCGAAACGUGCGCGCGCAACCGUGGAAAUGAAAAUUUAUCGCGAUUUAUCCGGUGUUAAUAACACCAGUUCCCAACUAACUGGUCUUAGUAUUUCUCGGGCGAACCGGUUCCCGGGCGUGUCGUUCAUUUUGUAAAAGAAAAAGCGGGAAGCGCAUUCAGACUUUGAUCGUCAGUCGGACGGUUCUUUUUCCAAAACUCGUAUCGAUAACUGGGAAAGAAGUUACUCGUGGAGGUUCCUUUUAGCGAUUUUAUAUUAAAAGUUAGAACUGGACGAGUCGGAUGCAUCGACGUUCGACUGGUUCCUGCUAAUCGUGCAGCUCCCUUUCGCGGCUGGCGAUAAAUAAUAUAAAUUUGUUUUUUUAAACAGCGGUCAGACGAACGCAAAAAGAAAUUAAUUAGCCCCCUCUGUCGUCGAACGAGUGUUGAAAAACUGAUUAUUCGGCGACUCCGAGCAACGCGAUUGUCCCCGGUCGUUCAUCGUAGUUUUAACGGAAAACGACUGCGCGUCGAAAAAUUGUUAAGGGUCGUGGAAACGAGCGGCAAAACUAUGAUUCUUCGAUUUGAAAAGAAAAAAAAAACAUACCCUCGGUUGUUUCGUACGAUCACGAGUGCGUUCAACGAUGCCAUUUAGUACGAAAGCGACAGCUGCGAUUAACUAAUCUCUCCAUUGUCAAAUUCCAUUGUUUUCUCCCAACAAUAUCGCGCUUGUAUCGCUAAAAUAGGUAGGUGUUCGCCGAUCGAUGAUCGCUGUGCGAUCUUCAAAAGAAAAGAAGAAAAAAAAAAAAAGAAAGAAGAAGUUCCGACGCGUAGCGCCUUCGAUAGUUAUGAUCCGAUGCAUCUAGUAGUGGCUGUAUUCUGGGAAUCUUGCAAGUAGGUGAGCGAAUGAGUCACGGGCGUGUGGGUGGAAAACAGUUUGCAUCUAGGACAGAGAGAAAGAGGGUGAGAAAGUGGGGGAGAGAAAGAGACACAAGUACACACACAGGACUCGUUCGCCGCGUACGUUAAAAUUCUAAUUUCGCGCGGUCCCUUUCUCGACGGUGAUAACGUCUAGUUGUAUUUUCGGAUCGAAAGUCUUUUUUUCGUCCGCCUUCCUCUUUUUUUUUCCCCCCGUCGAAUCCGGUGCGUAUCGGGCGCAGACGGGACGUUGGUUUUGUCCUUUUGAUAAAGUCGAAAAAAAAAAAAGAAACAGUACCGAUCCCGGGGCGAUAUUCAGUCUUCGCGAUACUUUCAAACGGGUGCAAUAAGCAAACGAUGCGAAUAGAAAGCCUCCGUAGCGGACCGUUACUUUUGUUAUUAAUUAUUGUCGGACACCGCUCGGCGAAGGAGGGAGACACGGCGGCCGAAAAAUCGGGACAAGGAUCGAACGAUUUUUUUUUCUUUUUUUUUUUUUUUUUAACCAUGAUCGAUCCGACGACGCGCGCUCGUCUCGAAAGUUUUUCCACGCCGAUGAAACUCGCGACGAGAGUUGGAUCUCACGAGUCCCUCGCGGAAAGAUGAGGGGGACGUAGAAUUUCGGCCCGGUUUGUCUUUUAGUUUGUCCGUGAACGGUGCUCGCGAAGUAAACGUCGACGCGAUUUUACAGGAAAAAGAGAUAAGAUUUUUCCCGCGAGGUCCACAGAGGCCUGACUACGCUUUUAAAUGUAUAUAAACACUGUACAUAUUAUAUGUAUAUAUACAUACAUGUAGGUUUAUUUAUAUAUAUAUAUAUAUAAAUAUAUAUAUAUAUAUAUAUAUAUAUUCACACACACACAUGCAUACGUAACAUACUAGCAUAUAUAAAAAUUAUAUACACGAAUGAGCGCGCACUCGCGCUCGUCUCUGUGUGUACGUGUGUGCGAGAUAAGGAGAGAAAGAGAGCGCGUGAAAAAAAGUAUAACACUACUAAUUAUUGACUUUAACAUUAAUAUUAUUAUUAUUAAUAUGUCUUAUUAUCACCAUUAUUAUAACUACUAUUAUUGUUACGAGUUUUAGUUACGAGUUUUCGAGCAUUUCAUUGCUAACACACAAUGAUUCUUAAUAAUUUUAUUACAACGAACCGCGAUCGUUUGCACGUGAACGAUCGUCGCGCGAUUAUUCGCUAAGAUUUAAAAAUCAAUAAAUGAUGAGGAUAUAUAUAUUAGGGAUUAUAUUAUUAUAUAAAAAAAAUAUAUAUAUAUAUAUAUAUAUGUAUACGUGUACGUAUAUGUAUAUGUAUGUAUAUGUACUAUUAACGAAACGUCGUCGCGGCCCCCGUAGAAAUCUGUUUCUCGACGGGACAGGGAGUGCGAGUGCCGGUGCUCUCGCGUGGGGUGAGAUAAAGAGGCAAAAUAAUGUGUUCAUUACAUUUGUAGGUAACAGUAUUCGUUUAUAUACAUACUUUUUACGGGCUAUCGAGAAGAUGAAAAAGAAAAAAAAAACAUUGUUACAGGAAGGAAAGACCUUUCGGGUGACAGGCUUCUUUCACACGCAGUCACGCAUACGCACGCGCGACACGAAAAAAAAUACAAAAAAUCACACACACACAGACACACACACAAAAUGGACAGAUUCACGCGCGCGUACACGUAUGUUUACGAAGCACAAUUCUUGCUUACCAAACGCAUGAACACACCGAACGGUAUAACGAGA
Messenger RNA from Colletes gigas, 5318 nucleotides. RefSeq names its product protein L-Myc-1b-like (gene Myc). The transcript has 3 exons. Gene Ontology annotation, molecular function: DNA-binding transcription factor activity, RNA polymerase II-specific; protein dimerization activity; RNA polymerase II cis-regulatory region sequence-specific DNA binding. Lineage: Eukaryota; Metazoa; Arthropoda; Insecta; Hymenoptera; Colletidae. Bases 491 to 1885 code for a protein of 464 amino acids. Gene Ontology annotation, biological process: regulation of transcription by RNA polymerase II. The record is from RefSeq and is a predicted model, not a curated record.